AUCAAUCUGGCAGCGACUUUGUGCCCCUUGGAAAAAUGCAGUAAUUAUCAAGCUCCUAGGGAAAUCUGUCAACUUCCACAGUUUACACUCACGAUUAUUGAAAGAAUGGCGAACAUAAAGUGAAUUCGAAGUCAUUGAUGUGGGUUUGGGCUAUUAUAUUGUCAAAUUUUCUUCCCCACAGGAUUGUGCUAUGGUUUUAACAGGAGGGCCAUAUAAAAUGUUUUAUCAUUAUUUGGCCGUUCAACCUUGGGAACCAGGUUUUCAUCCAGCAAGAGCAAAAGCCCCCAAGACAGCAGUGUGGGUUAAAUUACAUGGUGUUCCAAUAGUUUGCUUUCAUGAGGCUAUUUGUCUUUAUCUGGGCAGUAAAAUUGGUAGACCGAUCAAAGUUGAUCCAACAACCCUCCUUGCUGCCAGAGGAAAAUUUGCAAGAGUCUGCAUUGAAGUUGACCUCAGCCAACCACUCCCAUCAUCCGUGGACCUAGACUUAGAGGAGUUACCUCAAUCUCUCAUUUCGGUGGAAUUUGAAGGCCUACAUAAAAUCUGUUUCCAGUGUGGGGAAUUUGGUCACACAGAGAACUAUUGUCGUUUUAAGAAUCCUGGGAAGGCCUCUCCCGUUGGCAACCCCAGGUCAAAGGCUAUGAUCGAGUUAACUCAAACUUUAAAGCCAAAUCCGGAAGAAAAUGAUAUGACUUUUGGCCCGUGGAUGGUUCAGCAAAGGAAGCCACGACGGCAGCAGCAACCUUGCCGCUCAGUCGAGCCGUUAGCCGGCAAACCUACUAUCUCCCCAAAAGUUCAGGAUCCACAUAAACCCGUUACCAAAAACCAGGCGCAAUCCUUGGCCCCUAAGAUUAUUGCCAAUUUUGGUUCCCAUGAAUCAAGGAGCAAUCGUUUUGCAGUGAUGUCAGAGCUAAUGGGGGAAGAGACAGAUUUGCUAAAUUCAAAUAUGGUGACUGAACCCUCGCUGGCGGGAAGCUCGCCUCAGACUGAGGAGUCCACAUAACAAGUUAAGCCAAUGGACAUUACUAUCCCAAGCCCUCCCCCUGCUCCAUCAACGGAUUUUGUCAAGCCUCAACCCAAAAGAAGAAAGGCAAAAUCUGGGG
Rubroshorea leprosula is the source of this 1100-nucleotide messenger RNA. The record is from the annotation of a GenBank genome assembly. NCBI's taxonomy places the organism in Eukaryota, Viridiplantae, Streptophyta, Magnoliopsida, Malvales, Dipterocarpaceae.